UUAUUUUAAUUUUAUUUUUAUUAUUUUCUCUGAUCUGUUACGAGUCGUUUUUGACCCGAACAAAAAGCUUUUGUUCUUUCUUUGUUUCUUCAAUGUCGUUGAAACCAUCGAAUUGAAUUGCACACUCUCUCUCUCUCUCUCUCUCUCUCUCUCUCUCUGUUUUCCCAAUUUCACACUUCAAAUUUCUCUCCUAAUUCACAAAGAAUUUGGAUUCCACACCGAGCGAGAAACAAACAGAGAACUUUGAUUCUCUCUUUCUCUCGGCGCCUCUGUCGGUCUGGUGGUGUGGUUCUUCUGGCUCAUUGCGUUAGGGUUUUCGAGAAAUGAAAUCUCCGUUAGGUAAGUUUCGAGGAUUUAAGCUUCUCAAGAGCGAUUCUAAGGACAAAAGAGACCUUUUACCUUCGGCUCAGUUGGAUGAGCUCGCUCAAGCUUCCCAGGACAUGCAAGACAUGAGAAAUUGCUAUGAUAGCUUACUUUCUGCAGCGGCUGCAACAGCAAACAGUGCAUAUGAAUUCUCAGAGUCACUGCGGGAAAUGGGUUCUUGUCUCCUGGAGAAGAAUGCAUUACAUGAUGAUGAAGAAAGCGGCAGAGUUUUGUUGAAGUUGGGGAAAGUGCAGUUUGAACUUCAAAAGCUUGUUGAUAGCUACCGGUCUCAUAUAUUUUUGACAAUUACAAAUCCAUCAGAGUCUCUUCUCAAUGAACUCCGAACAGUUGAGGAUAUGAAGCGACAAUGUGAAGAAAAAAGAAAUGUCUAUGAAUACAUGGUGACCCAACAGAAAGAAAAAGGAAAGUCAAAGAGUGGUAAAGGUGAAAGUUUUACUUUGCAGCAACUCCAAGCAGCGCACGAUGAAUAUGAAGAAGAGGCAACCUUGUGUGUUUUUCGGUUGAAAUCUCUGAAACAAGGGCAGUCUCGAAGUCUUCUAACACAGGCAGCUCGCCACCAUGCAGCUCAGUUGAAUUUCUUUCGGAAGGGACUUAAAUCACUUGAGGAAGUUGAUCAACAUGUAAAAUUUGUCACGGAACAGCAGCAUAUUGAUUACCAGUUCUGUGGACUUGAAGAUGAUGGUAGGGAAGAUGGUGAAGAUGAUGACAAUGGUGAUGAUACAACUGAAGGGAGAGAACUGAGUUUUGACUAUAGAGCAAAUAAACAGGGCCAUGACCUUGUUUAUGCCUCAAGGAAUUCAAUGGAGGUGGAUGAUGUGGACCUUUCAUUUCCCCAAGUUUCAAUGACAGAAAAUGCAGAGAUGACAAUGACUUAUUUUAACUUAGAUAAAAACCAAGGGGGUAUUCAGGUUCCACUUAGAGAACCUAGACCAGGAAGCCAUUCAGCACCAAUAUUUCCUGAAAGAAAGCCUGAUCCAGUUGAAAGAAUAAGACAAAUGCAAUCCUCAGGGAGGAAGUCCAACACAUACGUCUUGCCCACACCGGCUGAUACAAAGACAGCAAUUUCUUCGAAGACAGGUGGUUCAAUUGCCAAUACAAGGCCAGCUGACAUCAGUGCACACACCCAUAAUAUGUGGCAUUCUUCUCCAUUGGAACAGAAGAAGCAUGAGAAAGAUCCUGGUGACACUCAACUGUCAGAGUUUACUGUCUUAAAAGCACGUGCAGCACAUAAAGAGAGCAACAGUAUCAGUGCCUCCAUCCAGUUGCCCCUUCCUUUAAUUGAAGGAAGUUCACUUCCACAAUUUGAUACGCAUAGUGCCUCUGAUAACAAAAAAAUCAAAAGACAAUCUUUCUCUGGUCCAAUAACUAGUAAGCAGUGGUCAACAAAGCCUGCUUUAUCUGCCAGUGGUCCCAUCUCCUCCAAUGACAUUCCCCAACAAGUAUCUGGAGCACUUUCACGUGUAACAAUUCCUCAGAGUACAUCUCCAAAGGUGUCCCCAACUGCUUCACCUCCCCUUGCAUCUUCACCCAGAAUAAGUGAACUUCAUGAGCUUCCAAGGCCACCGGGUAUUUUACCUUCCAAACCAACAAAAUCAUUAGCAUCAAUUGGUCAUUCUGCUCCAUUGGUCAGAAAUCCUGAGCAUUAUGGAACGAACAAGAAUCCUUCAACGGCUACAAAUUAUGCAUCACCUCUGCCAAUUCCACCUUUGGUUGUCCCUCGGAGUUUCUCAAUACCCUCCAGCAGUCAGAGAGCAGUGAGCGUACAUGUUUCCAAGUCUGUGGAGUCGUUGCCUAUCCCAGAUAAGCCUGAAGAAGUUGAUUCUCCACCAUUGACACCAAUUUCCCUCGCAAACAGCAGACAAGCAUCUAUCAUAUCUGAAGUGAUUCAUCAUUCUGGUCAAAUUAGAGGUGGGAGCUGAUAUGUUGCAAUAUUGAAUGAACUCUGAUUUUUACAAGAUUGCCUGACGCAAAUUUUUUUUUUUUUUUUUUGUUUCCUUUUUGGGCCUCCUCAUGUUCAAGCUGGGCACUGUAAAUAGAAUGUUUUAUGCAUUGUUUAGUUUCUCAUCCCAAUUUUUGUUCAUCCUGUGAUUGAUUAUGAUGAGAACUAAGCUCCAGAUAAUUGUGUAUUAUUAUAUUAAGUCUUGUAUAUCAUCUAUUAAGAAAUUUUGUUCUUUUGUUCUA
This is a messenger RNA of Jatropha curcas, 2565 nucleotides long. RefSeq lists its product as uncharacterized. Gene Ontology annotation, molecular function: protein binding. Gene Ontology annotation, cellular component: cytoplasm. Lineage: Eukaryota; Viridiplantae; Streptophyta; Magnoliopsida; Malpighiales; Euphorbiaceae. The record is from RefSeq and is a predicted model, not a curated record.